Penicillium macrosclerotiorum is the source of this 201-nucleotide messenger RNA. RefSeq lists its product as uncharacterized. The coding region runs from base 1 to 201 and encodes 66 amino acids. The record is from RefSeq and is a predicted model, not a curated record. The transcript has a single exon. Lineage: Eukaryota; Fungi; Ascomycota; Eurotiomycetes; Eurotiales; Aspergillaceae.
AUGGCAUUGCUAAAUCGCGUGUCGGACGUCGAACACGGCGCGUCGCGCGUCCAAGAAACCGCGGACUGGGCCGCAGUACCGAGUACUCCGUCUGGGGGACCCCACUGGCGCCGGGAGAAGGUACCCGAUACCCGUGCCGAACCAUCGAUCACGAACCCCGAAAUUACGAAAUCACGCACCCGUGAACUCGCGAACCCGUGA